Messenger RNA from Plectropomus leopardus (leopard coralgrouper), 10159 nucleotides. NCBI's taxonomy places the organism in Eukaryota, Metazoa, Chordata, Actinopteri, Perciformes, Serranidae. The record is from RefSeq and is a predicted model, not a curated record.
UGUUUGACUAUGCAGCAGGAUAACGUUGCUUAGCUAGCUGGGUCACUUGCUAGAAAGCUACGCGAUAGCAUAGCUAACCUCAUUCUGCGAUACAACCUCGAGACAAGUCGGGACAAGACCAGUCUCAGGGCUCACCAUACUCAAUGAGCGGACAGCGCAAUGUCAGAGCGCUCUGGGCAAACUGCAAAGGGGAAGGAAGGCAAAACCAAGUAUGCGUCUCUCAACCUGUUUGAUACAUACAAAGGAAAGAGCCUUGAAACACAAAAGCCUGUUGUUCCCCCCCGCCAUGGCCUGCAGUCUCUUGGUAAAGUUGCCUCCGCACGGCGUAUGCCACCCCCUGCCAACCUGCCCAGUCUGAAGGCAGAGAACAAAGGCAACGAUCCCAACGUCUCGCUCGUUCCCAAAGACGGCACAGGAUGGGCAAGCAAACAGGAACAAGCGGACCCAAAGAGUACCGAUGCAUCGUCAGCACCGCAGCCGGAAUCGCAGCAGCCUGUGGCUACACCGACACCUGCACCGACCCGCCCGAGAACCCCGCCAGCUUCAGAGGCUCUGGCCCCAACUUCAGCCCAGGCCGUAGGGGCAAGGUCCUGGGCACAGGCCAGUGUUACACAUGGAACACAAGGGGAUGGUGGAAAGGCAUCAAACCUACCGUCGCCAUUCUCUCGCGAGGAAUUUCCCACCCUGCAGGCGGCUGGCGACCAGGACAAAGCUGGCAGAGAACAGGGCACUGCAGAUCAGUGGUAUGGGCCCGGACCAAGCCUCCGCCCCCAGAACGUUACAAGUUGGCGGGACGGUGGGGGCCGAGCCCUGGCGCCCACCCUGUCUGGGGAGGGGGCAGCGGAGGGUGGCACUUGUGGGGCUCUGGUGAUGGAUGGGGCAGCUGGGGUCCCCCCUCCGAACUCUCAGUCCCACGGGCCACCUAGGAACCCUCCCGCAGGCAGCCCCGCCUUGCCCCUGCCCCAGCCUCCCGUGGGGCCCGGGUUCCCACAAUACCGGGGGAUCAUGCCUCCCUUCAUGUAUUCUCCCUACCUGCCCUUCCCGGCCCCCUAUGGCCCUCAGGGGCCCUACAGGUACCCAGCACCUGGGGAAGGGCCUGCUCCAAGGUUCUCUCGUGGGCAGGGGGGUCCUGACAGCAGGCCUCAGGGUGGCCCACGUGACGCAGGCGGAGAGAUGGUGAAGCGACCCUCCAUCCUAAAGCAGGAUGACCUGAAGGAGCUAGAUGAGCUGGACCACGAUGGAGAUGAGGGCUGGGCAGGAGCUCAUGAGGAGAUCGAUUACUCCGCCAAGUUGAAGUUCAGUGACGAUGAAGGAGACGAAGAGGUUGAAGAGGAGAGAACCGAGAGCAAGAAUGACUUGCGUGAGCAGCAGAGGUCCCAGGAUGCCCCUGCUGCAACGUCUCGCUCUCGAGCCUCAGACAGCGGCGGCGACACCCGCCGCACUCCUCCUUCUAAUGCUGACAAUGGCCCCCAACCCCCCUCCAGCAAGCCAGGAUGGGCCGAGGAGGGAGGCAGUGGCUGGGGGGGCCAGGGAGCACCAUCCAACUAUCAGGACCGGUCUCACAACCAGGGUGCUUCUCAAGGCCCAGGGAAGCCUGUCCCUGCCCCGCUCCAGCCAGCAGCAGGAGGCCCCUCUCCUCCCGCCCAGCCAGGCCUGCUGGUCCCCGGACCCCAGGACAAUGAUGAGGAUGAGACUUGGCGUCAGCGCAGGAAGCAGUCCUCUACUGAGAUCUCUGCUGCUGUGGAGAGAGCACGUCGACGCCGCGAGGAGGAAGAACGUAGGAUGGAGGAGGAGAGACGCGCGGCCUGCGCCGAGAAGCUGAAGAGGCUGGAUGAGAAGCAGCAACAGCAGCAGGGCAGCAACACAGGAGGAGGUGGUAGCAGCAGCAUAAGCCCCAGCCUCGAUGGAAACUCUACAGCUGCCACGGCAGGCAGCCCCAGUCCAUCUAUUUCAGCAUCUGCAUCCUCGCCCAACAUCAGCCAGCCCCCAUCCCCCUGUGUGGACCCCGAGGAGCCUCCGGCGCUGGUUGUCCAGCCGGGUUCCAGUCCAGGAGUCAGCGACCGACAGCGAGCAAGCAGCAACAGCAGCUACGACUCUAGUGCUGAAGCCCAACAGUGUCCGCAGCCAGCUGUGUCGCAGCCACAGCAGCCCACGCUGGACGUACCUUUACCAGGAGAAAUUAAGGAAGAGACCAUGGUCGGUCCACACAUCCGUGCAGGAGGUGGAGGUGAAAGAGGAGUCGACCCAGUGAAGAUAGAGAAUAUUGGAGGGGGAGCAGGUCGUCAAGCUGGUGGUCCUCCCGGCCAGGGUUACUCAAAGUACCAGAAGUCUCUUCCACCUCGAUUUCAGAGGCAGCAGCAGGAGCAGCUCCUGAAGCAGCAGCAGCAGUGGCAGCAGCAACAGCAGCAGCACAGCCAGGCAUCACAAAGCCAGCUGUCCCCCCAGCCCCAGGCUCCACAGGGUCCUUCACCAGGUUCAACACCCCAGCCAGGACCUGGCCCCAAACAGGGUGGAGCCAUGUAUCAACCCAGCAACAUGGUCCGACCUCCGCCCCUGCCAAUGAAUUUCGACCCUCGCUGGAUGAUGAUGCCCUACAUGGACCCCCGCAUGAUGCAGGGCCGGCCUCCGCCUAUGGACUACUACUCAGCAGGCAUGCACCCGUCAGGGCUCAUUGGACGUGAGCGGUCUGAUUCAGGGGGAUCUGGUUCAGACCCCUUUGACAGGCAGCAGCAGCAUCCGGGGCACCCACACCGCGGGACCCCCCCAAUGGAUCCUAAGCUGGCCUGGGGGCAGGAGGUGUUCCCUGGCGGAGGGGAGGGCCGAGGGCUAACUUCCCCUCUCAGGCAGAAGCAGGCGUUGGAGGAUGAAGAUGUGGCCAAAGGGCCGAGGAGCGACACUCCUCCACACCGCAUGCGAGAAGGUGGAUUGGGACCCAUCCAGCAGCCCAGCUCCACCUCUGGGACUUCCAACCAGACUCCACCUCCUGUUGGCACUCAAGUUGGGGCGCAGGGUGGCGGCCACCACCCUCAUCACUACAUGAGUGGGCGGGGCAACUACAGCAACUUCCCUGACCAGGGAGCAAGGAUGCAUCCCCACCAACAGCAGCAGCAGAGGGCGGAGAGGGGGAACCAGCCGCAUGGCUACACCCACCAGGAUGACGGGCCUCCACGUGGGUCUCAGCAGGGACAGAUAUGGGGAGCCCCGCACCCUCACUACGAUCGCAACGGUCGUGCUGAUCACCCGCCUGUUGAGAGCAACUCUCAUCUCCACCACCACCACAGCCACCACCCUCAGCAGCCUCACUUCCCGCUCCACCCUCAUAAGGCAGAGAACAGCCGGGACAGGGUCGUUGAGGCCCCCGCAAAGAAGACAGACUCUUCUCCUCCAAUCCACCAACCCUCCCUCUCAUCCUCAUGCUCCUCCUCCUCCUCAUCCUCUGCCAGGGAAGAUGGGAACGUCAAAGUCGCCCUGCAUCAUCACCCAUCACAGAGAGAGGGUGAAGUUGGUGUCGGGCACAGUCACAGUGAAAGAGGCAACAGUGGUGGAGCCGGCAGUAGCAGCCAUGUGAAACAGGAGAAAACAGGCCCGGCGUAUGCUCCUCACUCCUCCAUGACCACGAGCCCACCUCCCGCUCAACAUGGCAGUCACACGCAGCAGCAGCAGCAGCAGCAGCUGCAGCAGCAGCAGCAGCAGCAGCAUCCCCAUCCCAAAGCAAACCAAAGAGGGGGCCGGGAGCACAAGACAGAGACCCAGUGGGGCCCACGCCCCGGCAGCAGCAGCACAGGUGGAGGGUCUCAUGGUAGGAGGGCCAACAAUGCAGGAGGUGGCAACAACCCCCGAGGAGGGGAGGACUCCUCCAACACUCCAUCGGACCACAAACCCUCCAACCAGACAGGAGGCAGCAACGCCAACAAGAGGGCCGGCCCUAUCAAGAAGCCGGUGCUGAAGGAGAUGAAGAGAGAUGGAGGGGAAGCUGAUGGAGGAGAGAAAACAAGCUUUGGGAAAGAUAAAGAGAAAGAUGGAGGCCAACCCAUGUCCAUGAAGCAGGAAGCCUCCUCCACCUCCCAGAACACAUCAGCUCCAUCUAAAGACGAGUCAGCUCAGACAUCCAAACCCAGGAAUGGAGGAAAGGAACGAUCCUCAGGAGGAGGAGGAGGAGGAGGAGGAGGAGGCGGGGGCAGCUCAGGCAGAGGGCCCAAAGACGCAGACACAGCUGUAGGAUUUUCGGGGUCCUCCUCCAGGAGGGACAGGGACCGCUCUUUUGAGAGAGGAGGCGGCGCCUCUCACCACCAUGGAGUCCCCGCCAAAGGCAACAGAGCCAGUCGUGGAAGAGGGGGGGAGUUUUACGGCCGUGGGCGUGGUUACCGCGGCACCUAUACUGCUGCUGCUGGGCCCACUGGUGCCAGUCGGGGCAGAAUGGGUGGCAGGAGUGGCAGAGACUACCGCUCAUCUGUUGGGAGUGGCCACCACCAUGAGAACAAAAGCGAGGGCGGUGGUGGCAGGCACGGUCAGGAUCGGUCCCAGCAUAACCCGGCGAGGGCCAGGAACCGGAGUGAAACCCGUAGCGAGGGGUCAGAGUACGAGGAAAUCCCCAAGAGAAGGAGGGAGAGAGGCUCAGAGACUGGCAGUGAGAGCGGUGCGAGCGAUCUCGGUCACUCAGACAAGGAAGAAAACCAGAAACCCAACACCAAGAACGGCUCCGAUAACGCCAACACCACCGGGAGUGGAAACAUGUCGUCUGCUCCACCCAGAGGCCCCCAGGCCCGGGUCUUCACCCCCAGGGGCGUGCCCUCCAGGAGGGGAAGAGGUGGAGGUAGUGGAGGAGGAAACAUCUACAGGAGUGGUGGGAAUGUUGGAGGACCACCUGGGGGACACAGGGUCGGACCCAGCUCAGCGUCUCACGGCGGGUCCUCCAAGUCGUCAUCUUCAGCCCGAAAGCAGCAAGGCCCGCCUCAAAGCUCGGGACCCAAAGACACGGGCCGCGAGAGAAAUGGAGGAGAGAAGAAAGACAAGAUAGCUGAUGCAAGUCAAACUCAGAGUCAGGGGGCCAAUCCCCCGCAGCCGUCUUUACCGGCUGCGCCUCCGCCCACUUUGGGUUCCACUGAAAAUGGAGGAGUUGUGACUCAGCAAGCUUCAACCAACGCAACGCCAAACUCUGGAGGGCCAAAUGCGCUUCCUCUUCCUGCUAACCGUGGGUUCCCUCCCAGCGGGUUUGAGCGACCACCUAGACGUCGCCGUCACGGGCGGUCCCAGCACCAGCAGGACAAGCCCCCCCGCUUCCGGCGACUGAAGGAGCGAGAGAACGCCGCACGCAUCAACGGAGGAGUGGGGGUCAUCGGAGGAGGAAGGCCCUCCUCUCCUUCCCUGAACUCAGUUCAGGACAGUAACGGAGCCCCCGUCUCUGCUCCCGUCACGGCCAACGCCCAGAAUGCUAACCACAACCCCACACUAACAACCAACAGUAACAGCGGUGGCGGCCAUCUGAGCAAUGCAAACAGUCACCACCAUCACCACUACAACCAGAGCAACGCCGGGCAGCCCCACGCCCAGCACCACCACAGCCACGGUGCUAAGUCCCCCGACUUCACCAACCAGAACUCGGACCAGGCCAACGAGGAGUGGGAGACCGCCUCCGAGAGCAGCGACUUCACAGAGUUCAGAGACAGGGAGGGUGGAGGAGGGAAGUCCUAUUCCUCUCACCACCCCCACCACCUGGGGAGGGGCGGAGGGGGUGGCGGAGGUGGAGGCGUGGUCGACCGUGACAUGACGGGAAAAGAGCCCUCUGCGAAUAAAAGAAGCUUCUCGAGCCAGCGACCUGGCAUGGAGCGGCAGAACCGGAGGGUCAACCCUGGAGGAGGUGGAGGCGGAGGGGGAGGCAGAGGCCCACGAGGCCCGCCCGGUGGCGGCUCCGGCGGCCCCGGGAAUGGAGGCGGCAACCGCGGGGAGAAGCGUGGCAACUGGCCCUCCCCUAAAAAUAGAAAGUGAUGAAAUAUUUGUAAAACAUUUCAGAUGAACCCCACCCACAUUAAAACCAUCCUCUUACAUCUUAAUCCCCUUUUGAUAAUUACGUCAUGGCUUAUCUGUUGGCAUCCCAAAACAUAUUAGUGCAUUGUACAGUACAUGGAGAUGGUAUUCACACUCACGUUAGCGCCUCAACCCGCCCCGGUCACCUCUUUCCCUUUGCAUCAAUCUACUAUCUACCGUCCGUUAUUGUAAAUUUCUCCAUUUGUUCCGUCUUGCUCUCCGUUCAGUUGUUCCCCCCCUUCCUCCCCUUUUACCUCCCCUCGAGAGUCUCACCCCAGUUGGAUUUGACAAGCAUGUGGUUCUGCAGAUGGGAGGUGCACGUCGUUUUUGACCGAAGACACUCACACACACACACACUCACAUAUACAAGCACAAAUAUGACAUCUUUACACAGAACACAUGCGGUCAUGUGGGUGCAAAAUGAAAACAAAAAAAACCAAAAAACAGUGGGAUUAAAAUUGGCAAAAAUGUUUGGAUCGGGCUAAUUUUUAUAUUUAUGUACCUGUGUAUAUUUCUACCACACUUUGGCCUUGGGUGGUAUUCAGUAGUGCAGUUCUGCAUUGCUUCCCUCACAAAGGGAAAGAGUGCAGCAGCGUCAUCUUUUAACAAGAACAAUGUACCAUAAGAUGUUUUCUCUUUGUGUCUUUUUUUUUUUUUUCGUGUCAGUUGAGUUUGAGCCUCUGGGAAUUGUUAGGGGUGUGUGUUUUUUCUUCUAAAAAAGCAGGUCAUUAAAAAUACCUUUUUACUAAACCCCCCCAAACUCCUCCUUUUGCUGACUUUUUGGUCUCCUGCAAACUCUGUCUGACUACUGUGAUUGAAGUACUACUGCUCAGUGCUCACCUACACUUUGAUCACAUUGUCUUUAAUAUCAAUGUUUCUGCUGCUUGUUCAGAUAGACGGUGUGGUUUUUCUUUUUUUUUCUCCCCUCCGCCCCCCACGUUGUUGACCUGCUCUGACAUUUCAUUAGCUCUUGAUUUUUGGGAAAUAAAGGCUUUUUUUUUAGCCUCAUCGUAGCAUCCUCCUCCUUACCUGCAUAAAUUUUCCCAAAGUUUUACUCUCAUUCGUGAGUUUUGUUUACCCUAUGAAGACUGUAAUGAUAGCUUGAUGGCUUUAUUUUAACAACCAUUAUUUCCUCAGCGACUUACAUUUUUUUUUUACAAAAACACUUUUUUCUCUCUAAAGUUGAUGAAUCUUUUCAGGAGGGGGGAAUAUGUUGAAGGGAAACUUUGGCAUUUUUCAACCUGGAGUUUAUCUUCCCACGUUUUUGUUUCUGUGACCGAUGUGAACAACAACAUCUGAAAUUGGUCCACUAUAGAGAGAUACAUCCGGCAGCGGCAAAAAAGGGUGCACUGUCACUGUGCGUGCAUUGAAAGUGGUUCAUUUUGCCACAGACAGGCUCUAAUUGUUAUUCUAAGUGUCUGUUUACUUUAAGCUUGAUCUGGUCUCUUGUUUUUGUGUCAGUGGUCGCUCAAGGAGAAGUCUCGAUCUGAUAAGCAAAUAAAUGUGGACAGUCAUUAAAUUCAAAGGCCUCAUUGACAUUGUCGAAAUCUGCAAAAUAAUCAUCCAAGACAUCCACAAAAAUUUUUAAGAUAACACUAAACUAUACAUAAUUUACUCCAACACCUUGCUGUUCCUUUGCGUUUCCAGAGUUUUCUUCCUGCAACAAGUCACGUCUCAUGAGAUUUUAGAACAAGACCUCAUCUUUAGCGAGACUUAAGCCGAGACCAAAGAUUCACGAGAAGACGAAACCUUUUUAGAUCAUUGCAGAGAGAAGUUGCAGCUGAGUGAACCGGCCGGUCCGAGCUCGACUCAGGCCGGCUGAUGGAGUCACCUGCAGCUCAGCUGCUCGAAUCACCAGUUUUUAGAACAUUUUCACCUGUUUUAACAACUAAGCGCCUUGUAGCACAGUCAGCUGGCCGAGUUAAAAGAAAACAGACUCAGAAGGCGUGUUUGCCUGCUGCUACAUUCUCUGUCCCUGCUGAACCGUCCGUCCUCACAGUGUGCCGGACAGCGGGUCGCUGCUCGCCGCUCGCUGCUCGCUGCGUGUGCUCAUGUCAUUCACAUUAACAUUAACUGAUUAAUCAGCACUGCUUAUUGGAGUCAUUGUGGCAUAUUUAUAAUGAAUCCUGUGAAGCUGAUGCUUAGGUCAUUUUGUUUAUGUUGGUGUUUCAUUACUGCAAGAAAUGCAACUGUAGCAAGUAUCUCACUCCAGAAGCUACACAUUAUAUUCAGUCAAAAAAUGAGCCUGAAAAGCUGGAAAUCAGAACAAAAAGUACCGAGUUGUUGGAGAUGGUGCAUCGUUUUGUUGGUGUGAAGCAGGAUUUGAGAAUGUUGCAGACUGGUGCAUUGCAAGUCGCUGAAUGUUUCAACUCGUCUCGGUGCGAAUCUUUGGUUUGAGCAGAGCUUUAGACAACGCUUAACAACGCUGUCUGUACUCAAACAAAACGCGCUGAUCACGCGCUCGUGUUUUUAGCGUUGUCUUCUUGCAACAAGUCACAUCUAAGCAAGACUGAGAGAAUAAAUCAAGGUAGAGGGACUCGUUCUAACGGACGUACCAUGAUGGUGUACAGUUGCCUUAUCUGGUUACACUGAGAGCCUUUUGGCUGCAUCUCUUUCUUAAUACUGGACUCUUUUUUUUUUUUUUUAAUUGUUCCCGUCAGUCGCUUAGCGAGAACAAUGUGGGAAAAUAUGAUCCAGGUUGCAAAAUUUCAAACUUACUCUGUAAAUGAAAAUGUAGGUCGUGAUUGAAUUAAGAAAAAACUUUCAUAAAAAUUGUUUAUGCUUCAAUAGGUAAUUGAAUAUGUAAAGCACUCCUUGUAGUAUAAAAAAAAACAUGGUUGCUGUUUUUUUUUUUUUUCCUUGUGUUUGGUUUUGGGCAAGUUACAUGUGAUGCAACAGGACAGGUACUCUGUCUGGGCCCAGAGUACAGAGCUAGGCUGAGUAUUGUACUAUUACACCCCCGUCUCUCUCUGUGGAGACUCCUCACACCAAGAAAGGACUACAACCAAGAGCUCCUUGUCUGAGGAAGUAUUUCGGGAUGGCUGUUUCAGUACACGGUGGCAACCAGAAGCCCAAAAGAAUUGAAUCCAGGACAAUGCUGUUAACACGGUUUCAAAGAUUUCACUCUAUAGCGCCGAGCCGGAGCGUAGAGGAAAUAUUGGAUUGAUGUAGGAUUUCACACGUAGUUUGUAUAAGAGACAUAAAAUGGCACGCGGAGGACGAACUAAAAUUCAUGCAUCAAUUCUGUCACUGCUGUAAGUUGGGGUUUGUUUGUUUACUGACAACAGUUUGAAGAUCGUCUCUGGGAUGUCGUGCGUAGGGCAUUGGAUGAUUUGUGUGCGUGCUUGUGUGUGUGUGGCAUGUGUGCGUUUAUCGGUGUUUGUGUAAUAACUUCGGGGACGGGGUGGGGGACCAGAACAUGAAUGGCAAGCACUUUCUGCCUUGUUUGCCCCACACUUGAUUUAAAACUGAUAUUAUUAAGACAAUUCUACUGUUUUCUUAAAUACAUCCGCAUAUAUACAUUCAGCUGUGUGUAUACGUUCAUGCAGUGGAGACAUCACCCGUUUAUUUUGUGUGUGUGCGUGUGUGUAAUUUAAUCAUACAUUCUUCAACAGGCAAGCGAAGUUGGACAUAUUUUAUUUUCUCACUUCUAAGCAUGAACACACGCCCAUGGGUGCAGCUUGCCUUGCCUGUUAACUGGUUUAUACAUUGAUAGCUGUACACUUAACACUGGCUCAAAGAGUCCUUCAUCCCUCCUUAACUCUUAAUGUUGAUGUGCGCAUUAUUUUAUGUACCCAUGUUAAAAGAAAACAAAAGUAGUGUAUUCCAGAAGAAAAAAAAGAAAAAAAAAAGAAAUACGCAAAGAUUGUACUAUGUUUCCAGCAUUACCAAGGUACCUGGAGUGGUUCAAACUGUUUUUUAGCAUUUAUGGUUUUAUUAAUGGAACCGUAAUAUACACACAUGUAUGUAUAUUGGUAUGUAUCUAAGUUUUGUCUACCCCAACUUACAUUCCCACAAACAAAAUGUUGCCAUUUUUAGUUCAAGGGAGCAAUGUACAAGCAGAGAAGUGUCUUAUUAUAAUAAAGUUAUACAGAGAAGGCAAAGUUAAAUAAACUACUUUUGAUUUAAUGGAAAA